Messenger RNA from Mus caroli (Ryukyu mouse), 4809 nucleotides. RefSeq names its product transmembrane protein 127 (gene Tmem127). NCBI's taxonomy places the organism in Eukaryota, Metazoa, Chordata, Mammalia, Rodentia, Muridae. The record is from RefSeq and is a predicted model, not a curated record. Gene Ontology annotation, biological process: negative regulation of TOR signaling; negative regulation of cell population proliferation. Gene Ontology annotation, cellular component: membrane.
GGAGGGCUGGAGAAGAAGGAGGCGGGGGUGGGGUGGGGUUGGAGGAAGCCGGAAGUGCAUCGGCCAGGGUCCGUCUGGGCGUUGCGGGUUUGGGGCCUGGGAUCGUUUGGCCCGGGCAGCUAAGAAGCCUGUGACCCGGCGGAGCGGCGCCAUCCCAGCCCUGAGGCCUGCUGACCGACAGGCUCUGCGCGCCCCGCUGAGGUCGGCGGCCACCACCAACGACCGCAGAGCUACAGCGGGCAGCCCCGGGCAUGUAUGCCCCUGGAGGUGCCGGGCUGCCGGGAGGGCGCCGGCGGAGAAGCCCGGGAAGCAGCGCUCUUCCCAAGCAGCCGGAGCGGAGCCUGGCCUCGGCCCUGCCUGGCGCCCUGUCCAUCACAGCGUUGUGCACUGCCCUCGCGGAGCCCGCUUGGUUGCACAUCCAUGGAGGCACCUGUUCCCGCCAGGAGCUGGGGGUCUCGGACGUGCUGGGCUAUGUAAACCCGGAUCUGCUAAAAGAUUUCUGCAUGAACCCCCAGACAGUGCUGCUCCUGAGGGUCAUCGCUGCUUUCUGCUUCCUGGGCAUCCUGUGUAGUCUCUCUGCAUUCCUUUUGGAUGUCUUUGGGCCCAAGCAUCCAGCUCUGAAGAUUACUCGUCGGUAUGCCUUUGCUCACAUCCUCACUGUCCUACAGUGUGCUACCGUCAUUGGCUUUUCCUAUUGGGCUUCUGAGCUCAUCCUGGCCCAGCAGCAACAGCAUAAGAAGUACCACGGCUCCCAAGUCUAUGUCACCUUUGCUGUUAGCUUCUACUUAGUGGCAGGAGCUGGCGGAGCCUCAAUCCUGGCUACUGCAGCUAACCUCCUGCGCCACUAUCCAACAGAGGAAGAAGAACAAGCACUGGAGCUACUCUCUGAGAUGGAGGAGAAUGACCCCUACCCAGCAGAGUAUGAGGUCAUCAACCAAUUCCAGCCACCCCCUGCCUAUACACCCUAAUGCCAGCCGGGGCUCUCUUCCUCAGCAGCCCUUCCCCCAGUGCCACAGCUCCUCUUACACCCAGAGGAGCCACUUCCCCCAGCAGGUCUCACCGGUAGGACCCUGACCAUCUUCACCAAAUCUUCCCCAGGAGACACUCUGCCUUUAGGUUUGUCCAUGCGUCCCUGCUCUGCAGAGCCGGGACUCUGAUUUCAUAUAAUGUACUCUUUCCCCUCCCAGUACCCUCUGCUCCUUUCCUAUUCACUAGCUCCUUCCAAGCAGGGAUGGUCAGAUACGUCUCCUCUCUCUGUGGGCCAUGUCUCUGGGACUGGGACUUUCCUUGGGUUGCUGCUGGUAGUGGUCAGUCCCUGAGAGAGGUACCAACAGAGCACAAGGGGAAGGGACUAUGCCAUGCAAGUUCACUUUGCCAGGCCCAGCAUUUGUGCCACUUGUGUAUCUCUGGGCUGACCCUCAUUCCUUCUAGAGUGCCCAGGCCCAGCUGUCCACAUUGUGGAUUCUCUGCACUUUAGUCUCCAGGCACUCCUCAUACAUGUUCUGGUUUUCUGGAGAGAAGGAAUCACUGCUGGGGAGCAAUGCAACUGUUCUCCUGCCCUGCCCUGGCUUCCUGUGGUUAGAACCAGGCAAGGAAGCAGAACCAGACAAGAGACUGCUCCUAUAAAGGACCCCAGUGAAGGGGACUGAGUGCCCUAGCCCCUUCACCGUUUAAUGUGAGUGGUUUUGAAAGGAAAAAACAAAACCAAGCAAUAGCAGCCAUACUCUUUCUAAAAUAGGGAUAAGGCUGUUGUUGUUCAGAAAUGUAGCCCAUCCCUUAUGGCUCUGCAAUAUUUUGGACCAUAGCACCCUCUGAGCCUAUAGUCACGCCUUCCCAGUUUCCAACAGAAUGCAGGCUUUCUGUCCUGGCUCCUUCUUCCAGGCAGCUGUGACUCCCUGGGGCCUUUCUGUGGAACUAGGGCCACAUGGCCCCCACGGGGCUGAGAACUAUGGCCUGCUGGCUGGCCAGCGUGGUGCUCCUCAGAACUAUGGCACUGAGAUGUAACCUGGCCUCAGUUCAGGGACAGGGGCCAAGCAGGGCAGGACCCUCCACUCUCCACAUAGGUACUCCACCCAGAGGCCCACCAGGUUGGUGUCAGGGCCCUGUCAGAUGUGCAGGCCUGGCUGUAGCCUUCAGAGUCAAUGUGGCCCUAGACUGUGACUUGGGGCUACAGCUUGCUGCAUGCCCCUCUUCCGUUUUGGAAUGUAUGCUGGUCUUGUGGUGUGCUACUGGGCUGUUACUCUAGGUAUUCUGUUUGCCUUGGGUCCAGUUUUUUUUGGUGGGGGGAGGGGGUGUUGGGUUUUUUUUUUUCCCUGGUGAUCUGGGGCACAAGGUAGGUAAGACCUGAGAGGCCUGCAGCAUGGAUCCAGGUAGGCAAGCUGUUCUUGUUCCGUUAUGAGCAUCUCUGGAGUAAUAGUCUAGUGCUAGCUGAAGGGAAGAUGAAUUCCAAUCUCUUCCCUCCCAUAAGACAACAAACAUUUUGAACAAGAAUGGAGAAUGAAUACAGUUGUUGACCUGUGACUACAAGAAGACUGUCAACUCCCCAUUCUUUGGCCAGAAAGAAUGGUGAAUAUGUGGACAAAUGCCUAUGCAGAUGAAGACCAAGUGUGCCCAUAAGAAAGCAUCUGCUUGGAGUUCCCUGCUGUAAUGCCAAAGUGUGCCCCAGUAUGACUCUCCCAUUCUCCCAGACCCCUCUCGGAGGCAAGAAAGGCUGCCAAGUGAUGCCUGAGCACAAAGUCAAGGAGCUAAAUUAAGGCUACCUUUCUGUGAAGUUCUGAGCUCAUCGUUGGCAGGUUGCUGAAGUGUGUAGCCAGCUCCCUCUAACAUGGCACCUGAGGGAGCAGGCCAGAAGAUUAGGCACCAAACAUGCAUGCCAAAGUGAAUGAGGACUUGAUCCUGUGGACCGUUCCUUGUGAUUUGGAACCCACUUUUUACUAGCUUCCUGUUCCUGGGCCUUUCUUCCUCCUUUCCCUGCCAUUCUGACACUGAUAGUUUGUCAUAUAAAUGUCCCUGGUUGUGUUUCCCCCCCAAGGGGAAAAAUUAAAAGGCAAAACAAAAACCAGGAACUACAAAUAAGAACGCAAAUGCCAGUGGCUGCCUGUCAUUUCUGUUACAAUUCUCCAGAUGUUUGUUUUCUUCCUCCCAGAGAAGCAGAAGGCAUUCACUGACAAAGCUUGUAAUAGGGAGCAAAGUGAGGAGGGACUUGGCAUGCGCCUGCACCACGCACAUUUGGAUCCUUGGGAGCCUCCCACUCCUGGCACCUUUCACAGAGGAAGUUCUCAAAGCCCACAGCUAGAUAUAGUAGGUUGCUCUGCCCCAAAUCUCAACUACAGACCUUGAGCCGCCUCUCUCUCUGCAUGUCCUGAUUAGCUGCAGAAGAGCUAUUUCAGACCUCUGCUGGUACUUACUGGGGAGAAGCCUGAAAAUAAAAAUGAGCAAGACCUGCAGAGUCGCUCUUCCAGGCAGUUGAUGGGUGAUACCUUGAUGGCUACCCACAGUCUUAGUUCAUUCAUUCUCAACCCAUACACUGGACCCCAAGUGUAUGAAAGCAUUUAGGGCUCUCUUUGGGAAAUAUUCCAUUCCUAGCAGGAUGCAUGUCUUUCCUGGAAACUGAUAAUCUUCUCAAUACAUGUUCGUUCGCACACUUAUAUGAAGGGUCCAUUGGAUUAUGCACAAAAUGAAAUUAUGAGCCCCAUGAAAGAAAUAGGGUGCCUGACAAGACCUCUCUCCUAGGAUUGUCUUUCCUUAGCUCAGGAGAUGGACUCAGCCACAAGGAAACAGUGAAAUGAGUCGUCUCCUGGACACUUUGGGAAAUCCUGUGCUAGAAAUGGGAGGCUGGAUCUAACCAGAAAAAUUACCAACGUCUUCCAGGUGGGAAGCUGAUGGAGCUGGGUUGGUGUGUGAGGACAUUUCAGGGAGGGGCUGUUCCCUCUGAGGGAAUGGCAGUAGUGGUCAGGUUGUAGUGUGAAGUGGGAUGCUGAAGGCCUAUCUGAUAUUUCUCAAAACAAUGGGAAGCCAUGGGAGGGUGCUAAAAAAAAAGAUCCAGUUUUAUGGUGAUGUGGAGGGGCUAUUGAUAUUAAGUAAAGUACCUGAGUGUGAAAAUUGGGGGGACAGGUAUACAUCGUGUGGAGGACCCUCAGGCCUGGUAGAAGGAGAGAAUGAUCACUGCCAGGUGCUGGGUUAGAGAGCCCAGGAACUCCAUCCUUGUCAUAUGCACUAGAAGAUGGGAUCAGCCUUGUAGCUCAAGUGUGCCUCAAAAGAGAGCUAUGUUGGAUAAGGAUAGCAGAGAGAGGCCUCUGAAAACACAAAGUGGCUGUUGUAUCUGGAGGAAAGGUCAUUCUCUCUAGAUGACUCCAAAAUCUUCAGCUGGUUUCUUACUCAGAGGUACCUGGGCCAGGACAGUAUGGAAUACAAGGUUCUGUGGGGAGGGAAAAAAAGAACUAAUAAACUUUAUAGCCUUUGUUUUCAAAUAGCCUGUAGUCUUCCUGUGCCUUUCUUGUGGGAGUACCAUUGUAACUAGCUCAGGCAGAACAUACAGAGAAGAUGACUCCAAUCUGGAUGAGUGUGCUUGAAGUGAGACAAACUCUUUGGGGAUAUCAGUUCCUUAUGAGCUGUGGGAAUGCCAGACUUCAGUACUGGAAGAGGGGCUCUUUCUUCAGAAGAGACUCAGAGUAGACUGGCUUGUCCAUUAUACUGAGUGGAAAACCCAAGCCUGGUGAGGUGCCUUUUCCAAAGAUGCUGAAGGGGAGGUAGAGGCCAUCUCUGCCCAAUCAUGUGUCUGAGGGGUUAGUUAAUAAAAGAACUUUCAAA